CGCCGCGCACGUGUUGAUGCGCCGUCACGGCAUGGCGUUUGUGGCGUUGAGUGCUUUACUUCUUCCUCUCAUCAAAGACUCUGCUGCUUGCAUAUAUUCUACUCAGACCAAGGACAGCCCAUUUAGCGACCUCAAAGAUGUCAAGCGCACUUCCCCCCUUAUCCCUAUCCAUCCUUGGCGUCGAGCCGAUAGACGAAUUCAUCCUCGAGAUCGCGGACUUCAUCCACCACACAAUAAUGACGCGUCCGAGCGACCACGAUCUGGGUGCGCGUCACAGGCAGCAGAAUUGAGGUGGAAGCGAAGAUAGGCGUAAUCAAAGAGAGAGGGAUGGACAUGCGCUUGCGUUUGCCUGUGCUGGUCGAAACAGUCUUAGACCCUGGGGCACUUGCCGUCCACUUCGAGUCCAACAUGUCGAUGAAACAACAUCAGCACUUCAACCAUCAGCUCAACAAAUUGCAUGCCUUGUCGAACGAGCCUGGACAUCCCUCUUCACCCGUCGGCUACGCGCACCAUUACCUCGUCGAUUCGUUCUAUGGCAAUGACAGGGACGCCAAAAUACGCGUCACCCGAGACGAGAAAGCCGACAACAGAGUCGUCGAAUGUGUGCGCAAGAUCAAGCUCGCCAAUCUUGAGAUAUACUGCCCGAAGUGGCCAGUGGACUGGCGUGUCACGGUCAGCCUUGAAUGUCCAGUCCCUCUCCCCGACGAGCCCGCAGUUCACACCCGACGGAAGGACCGCCUAAGCUACAAGCACGAGGAGUUCUCUGUCGACCUUACACAAGUUCACGCUACCGAAGGCGGUGCAACCAAACUCUGUCACGAGCUCGAGCUCGAAAUCCUCCGGCCCGAACUCAUCAUGUCGCUCGCCGCCAAGCGCGGGGACCCGAAAGCGAGCGAGGUCGAGCGGAGCGGGUUCAACGAGCUCAUACGGGUGUUCGUGAACAAUGCGCGAAUUUUGGUGAAGAACGCGUGUGAGCCUUGAUAAGGAGGGCAGUUUUGGCAACUUAGCGCGAUGUGGCAUCUUCUGCCCUUGUAGACGACAUUAGGGGAUGCCAUUAAAAGGUUCAACAGUAUGAACUCCAUAAGGAACAUA
Schizophyllum commune H4-8 is the source of this 1092-nucleotide messenger RNA. Its product is annotated as mRNA triphosphatase CET1. The record is from RefSeq and is a predicted model, not a curated record. Lineage: Eukaryota; Fungi; Basidiomycota; Agaricomycetes; Agaricales; Schizophyllaceae. Bases 328 to 981 code for a protein of 217 amino acids. The transcript is spliced from 7 exons. Gene Ontology annotation, biological process: 7-methylguanosine mRNA capping; polynucleotide 5' dephosphorylation. Gene Ontology annotation, cellular component: mRNA capping enzyme complex. Gene Ontology annotation, molecular function: polynucleotide 5'-phosphatase activity.